Messenger RNA from Achroia grisella, 1151 nucleotides. RefSeq names its product D-amino-acid oxidase (gene Daao2). Lineage: Eukaryota; Metazoa; Arthropoda; Insecta; Lepidoptera; Pyralidae. Gene Ontology annotation, molecular function: FAD binding; D-amino-acid oxidase activity. The transcript has 8 exons. The record is from RefSeq and is a predicted model, not a curated record. The coding region runs from base 129 to 1136 and encodes 335 amino acids.
AUACAAACAAGUAAAUAAUACUCUUAUAGACUAUUACAAACUGCAUUUAGAUACUCGAUUGUGUUCUCAAUUUUUAUUGAAACUUACAAUAAGGAAAAUUAAAUCGGUACUUAUUACUGAUGUAAAAAAUGGUUAAAAUAGGAGUAAUUGGUGGUGGUAUAAAUGGUUUCAGCAGUGCGGUGAGAAUUAAAGAACGCUUUAAGGAUGCUGAUGUGGUGCUAAUUUCCGAGGAAUUCUCCCCAAACACGACAGGUGACGGGUCUGGUGGAUUAUGGUAUCCCUAUCUCUGCGGGAAUACUCCUGAACAUUUGCUCAUGAAAUGGGGGAUUGAAACAUAUAGAUUUAUACAUGGGUUGUGGCGGGAAGGUGGCUAUGAUGUAAAUCUAAUGCCCAUGUACUCGUUAUAUAAACACAAGGAGAGAUUCAGCCGACCACAGUGGGCUAGUAAGGUAUUCGGUUACCAGGAACUACGGGAGAAGCAGUUGAUCUACCUUAGCGAAUUAUAUUCCUCUGCUUAUAGUGCCGGAGAAACGUUCUCAACAUUUGUAGUACUGCCGUCUUCAAUGAUAAACUACAUGCAAAGUCGUUUCAAGAACAUGAACGGAAAGGUAGUUAAAGCUAAAGUGACGUCACUGAACGACGACAUACUACGAGACUACGACGUCAUAAUCAACUGCACAGGUUUGGGAUCAAGAUAUAUUGUGCCUGAUAACGCGGUGUUCCCGAUAAGAGGACAAAUUGCCAAGGUUUCGGCACCAUGGAUCAAUCACACAAUAAUAGACAAUGAUCGUGAAAAUUACAUCAUACCCAAUGUAAAUAUCUGCGUACUUGGAGGCACUCAUCAGGAAAACAAUUACAACAGGCAAAUUAAUGAACAAGACAGACAAACAAUUAUGAGCGGUUGUCAGGAAAUUAUACCCUCAUUGCAGCAUGCACAGUUGGUGAACCACUGGGUGGGACUCAGACCUGGUAGAACUGAAGUGAGACUGGAGAAAGAAGUGAAGGAUGGUAAAUUGUACAUUCACAAUUAUGGACACGGAGGUAGCGGCCUCACUUUAUUCUGGGGAUGUGCAUCAGAUGUUGUUAACUUACUUGAAGAAUAUUUAAAUAAAAAUAUAACAAAAUCAAAACUUUAAUAAAGAAAACAACAG